Molecule: messenger RNA, 2204 nt
Organism: Xylona heveae TC161
Lineage: Eukaryota; Fungi; Ascomycota; Xylonomycetes; Xylonales; Xylonaceae
Exons: 2
Coding region: 213-2030 (605 amino acids)
Biological process (GO): protein N-linked glycosylation
Molecular function (GO): alpha-(1->6)-fucosyltransferase activity
Source: RefSeq, a predicted model, not a curated record
UGCUGGUCGUCUCGGAUCUAGGGCGUCGAUCGACACAACUUCAGCGGUACGGCGGCUGGUCUGCGGUUCUAUACGUAUUAAAAUCACCCAGGAUUACAAGUCGCUGGGACGAUUUAUCAUGAGCUUUUCUGGGCCGUGACUUUUCCCCUACCUUUCUGGAUUUUGCUUUGCAUCGGGACUUUGGGGUUUAACGGCACACUCUCAAAUACACAAUGCUUCUCUCAUCCCAGAGGGACCCUUCGACCACGGCCUAUCGCCGGCCUUCCGCAACGCCUGCCCCUGUGGGGUUAUCCCAGUCUUCUGCAGGGCAGACGCUUGGAAUCCCGCCAUUCUUAGAGACCCCUCCCCCUUCCCCGGGCCUUCCUCGUAUGAUUCCUCGGCCCAGGAAACAUUUUCUCCCCCGAUGGUUUCGAAAGCUACUCCGUCUGCUCAUAUGGUUCCUGAUCGGAAGCACAUUCGUGGGUCUCGUUCGUCAACUGCUGUCAGGAAAAAGGGGGAAUACAUUUUUGGGUUUCAAUUCAUCUCCACCUCAGUCUCCAAAGGAAUACGAGCUUGUUGAGGACAAUAGCCUGGCGAAGAUACCAGCCCCGGUACUGGUCGUAGAUAAGGAAGGCUCUCCCAAAUGGACGAUUUCUGUACCACCAUUCCGGACGUUCCCUCUGCGGCCUGAAGAAUAUGAGAAUAUUUGCUUGGAAUCAACACACAUUGCGGCUCAUGUGGCUGGCCUCAGGACCCGCUCCAUCCUUGGUCGGCCAGGCCAUCGUCCCGGCUACUAUGACGUCGAUCCAGACUUUGUGGACGUUGCGGAAGCAAGAGAAGCCGGCCUACUGCCGUGGGAAGGCAACGCAGACUUGAUGCGGAAUUGGGAUGGCAAUUCGGGUGGCGAGAGUCAAUUGAAAGGUCCUCCUCUGAGCUGGGAUCGGAAGGGUGGAGCCCAAUUUUGCCAGAAGAGUCUGACAUUCGUCCUCGAGUCGUCAGAUGCAGGAUUAGGGACUACGUUGAUGGCUCUUUGGAUGGCAUACGGUUUAGCUCAAGAGGAAAAUCGUGCCUUUUUCGUUGAAGAGAGCAACUGGGCUUUCGGCAGGUAUACGGAUUUCUUUGCUGAUCCGCCAUCUCAAGCGUGCCAGCUACCUCCGGACGAAGAGAGAGUUCCCUGUCCCCAUUAUGCACGCCAUCUUGUUGUAUCUGCAGCAACGAUGAGGUGGGCUUUCGGAGACACUUUUCUUGAGCAUUUCGAAAUAUCCGGACACAGUGGCGUAGAUCGCCAGACGCGCAUAUUUGAGCUUGCACGCAAAGGCUAUGACGCUCUAUUUCAUCUUGCGAGCGACGAUGCCCCAUACUUACCCCAGCGCGUGGGUGAGAUUAGACGCCGCUCUGAAGAGGAUGGAAAGCUUGCGGUCGGGUUGCACAUUCGACGAGGUGACCGACAUCCGCGAGAAUUUCAGUACGAGAAGUCGUACCUUCCGCUUGAUCGUUUUACAGAAGUGGCACAACAAAUCGCCAAGAGAUUUGGCAAGGAUGAGUCCUUGACGAGCAAGGAGGGGUCAACGAUUUACCUGGCCUCGGAUGAUCCAGACGUAUAUUCUGCGCCAGAGUUUGUUCAAACCGAGCGUGCGCAAGACCGAAUCCUACUUGCGUCCAAAUCUACGCUCGAAGCAGCCGGGAAAGGCUCAUCGACCAAAAAGAACAAGUUUAUUGAUGAGAACAUUGGCUGGGAGGGCGGUUUCUACCGUGAUUUAUUUUGGUCUCUUGGCCAGUCCUCUUCCCACCACAGCCCCCACAGUCCCAGCGGAAUAGAUUCUCAUACGCCACCGCCUGUGCCGGAGCUCGCACUGCGCCUUCGUGGUCUUGUUGCACGUACAUAUCUGCUUGAUUUAGCGGUUCUGGGACAAAUGGACGCGGUUGUCUGCACCGCUAGCUCCGUUGCAUGCAGGCUUCUUGCAGUCAUGAUGGGAUGGGAUGCGGCCAUUACGCAGGGUCGCUGGCAAAAUAUUGAUGGUGAUUGGCAUUGGAAAGCGCUCGACUGGUAGAAUGCCUCUCUACUUGGCUAUUAGGGUGGUGAUCCCCACUAAGAAGGAAAUGGAGACUUUACUCCGAUUUUGAAGGGGACAAAAUAUUAUAAUUCUUUUUGAAUGCUAUAUAUAUAUGCAAGAAAAUGGUCUCUUGGCUUUGCGGCGUUCACUGGUGGUUCAUCUACGACACUC